This is a messenger RNA of Tilletiaria anomala UBC 951, 3086 nucleotides long. RefSeq lists its product as uncharacterized. Lineage: Eukaryota; Fungi; Basidiomycota; Exobasidiomycetes; Georgefischeriales; Tilletiariaceae. The transcript has a single exon. Gene Ontology annotation, biological process: intracellular protein transport; retrograde vesicle-mediated transport, Golgi to endoplasmic reticulum; Golgi organization. Bases 117 to 3074 code for a protein of 985 amino acids. Gene Ontology annotation, cellular component: COG complex. The record is from RefSeq and is a predicted model, not a curated record.
UCACAAUACACACUAGUAUGCUGAGCGGUGCAGUAGUGAUCAUUGGUAUUUAGAGAAAUUCAGUGAUUAGUUUUCCGUGUCUAUGUGCGCUGGCAGGAGCUUCUCCUUCGCCGAAAAUGUCGGGCCCGGGGCAUUCGCCACAGACCCAGCAGACCCCACAGGAGUAUCUUACCAACCUCCAGCGAAAAGGUUCCCUCGGAGUUGCAAGCCAGGAACACAGUCCAGAGUUAAAGCUAUCUUCAGCUGACGAGCUUGAGAAUGAACUAUUGGAACGCCUGGAGGAGAGCACUUCGUCCAUCGACUGGCUCAACGAAACUCUCUCCAACCCCCACAAAGAUGCCGAUGCCAGCCGCGACCAUGCCAAGCCAUUCGCGGAAGCUAUGCAGUCGCUCGAGCGAGACUUACAGCGCGUCUCCAACUUUGUUGUACGGUCCAGCUCUGAGUCGCAACGUCAGACGGAUGCCACUAUGAAGCGUCUGCAGUUGUCUGUCCCUCAGCUGAAGUUUGAUCUCAAACUCUUCAAAGAAUCCACCCUGGUGCUUAAGACAAGUGCACAGCUCUUGCAAGAACGCUCUCGAAUCCCAGCGGUGUCCGGCACCGACUCUUUGGAGAAACCUGAGACGACAUCUCUCGAGCGCCUCAGUCGGUUGACCCUCCUCAAAGAACGCAUGUCCGCUGCGCGAGACGUUCUCCGAGACGCUGAGUCCUGGUCCACACUCGGAGCUGACGUGACAGCUUACCUCGGCGAGGACAAGAUUGCAGAAGCGUCACUGCGUCUGGCAGAAGCGCUGAGCUCAUUAGCUGUAUUCGAAAGGACGGAAGUAUACGAGCAGCGUCGGGCAUUGAUGGACAGUCUGACUGCUCGGCUGGAGGACGCUGUCACAGGUCGUCUGCAGGAGGCGGUAGAGGCAAGAGAUUUGAAGACAUGCUCGAAACUCGAAGAAAUACUGUCAUGCGUAAAUCGAGGACACAUAUUCGAGAGAUGCUGGACGCAAACUAGAAGGCGAACCGUCUUUGCUGAAUGGAAGUCAGUUCGACUGUUGGGAAGCGGCGAAAGCACUCCCGACGCUGCCUCGCUGGCGGAUUACCUCCCUCGCUUUCACCAAUUGGUUCAGAAUUUGCUCAACGAAGAACGGAUCUACGCGCCCACCCUCUUUCCAAAGGAUCCAUCGGCUCAUAUCACACGGUUUUUGUCUGCCUGCAUGCAAGAGCUGGAGCCAUCAAUGGCGCAGCGGCUGGGCGAGAUGGUCAUCGACAAGGGCGAACUGGCGCUGGAGAGUCUUAUGCGCUGCUGGGAAACAACGCAAAGCUUCGCACUCGCAACCCAGCGCCUGGUCGCAAAGGUCAAGCCCGCAGCCGACAACACGGGCGAGAUCAAGGCGGGCGAGUCGCGGGUGACGCCUCCCAUUCCCAUGCAGAGCCCUACGGCAACGGCUAAAAAGCUUGCGCCCGAGCCGGUGGUUCUGCCAUCCAAUGCGAACUGGGAUAUUGCGCUGUUUGAGCCAUUCCUCGACUUUCAGUGCAACUUUCGCCAGCUGUGCAACAGGCAAAUGAUGGCCAAGUGGAAGAAAGAAGCGGAGGCCUGGUCUUCACUGCGUGAUGCGAAGAGUCCGGAGAUCGACUCUGCAGAGCUGAUCCAGCUUGGAUCGUCUAGCUUCGAGCUAGUAGAAGAGACUCUGGAAGUAUGCAUGAGUUUCACCAAAGGCUUUGCGACGUCACUGCUGCUGGAAGCGGCAGACGACGUGGUUGCGGCUGUGUUGGCCAGCUUCGACGAGCGCGCUCGAUUGAGCAAUUCUACCAUCGGUAUCGAGCAAGGUAUCUUGGAGAAAGAUGUGAAAUACGCUGCUCGCAAGCUCGAUGCAUGUCGCCAGUUGUUCGUUAAGCUACAAGAGACGGAGCAGAAAGUGGCGGAGGUCACCUCACUGACUGCUCAGUAUCUCGAGAACGACGCAGAUGAAGCGCGUUCCAGGCUGCUGCAGAGGUCGACACUGGGCAGCCUGAAGCUACUCGAACAAAGCGCACUAAAGUCUGCGUCACUCUCCAGGACAUUGGAGCGUCUCACUCUCAUCGUCCUACAAGGACCUGCCCGAUCACUCUUCAGUAAUGAGCUGGUCUCUCUACCAAAUGCGCGACAGAAGCUCUUGCAGCUCGUCAAGACGACCCAGCUCGGCAUUCAGAACAUCAUCUUGCAGCCGCUCGUCGCCCAGAUUCUCGUCUAUGCAUAUCUGCCCUCCUGGACGGCGCGCAACUUACCUGGCGCUGACAACGAGUACGACCUGCACAUGCCGACAUUCAGCUUGAGCCCGACCGAGACGAUGGCGAGCCUCUGCGAAGGCCUUUUGGAUCUGCCGCGUCUGUUCGAAGUGUAUGCGCAGGAUGAAGCAUUGGCAUUCUGUGUGCACGCUCUACCGUUUCUGGAGGUGCCCAAGGCGGAGGGGCAACUGCCACAGCAGCAAGCAGGUGGAUCUCCCGCUACGCCGUUGCCGCCGACCACGCCGAUGGGCGCGCGCCGUUCGUCCUUUCACCCAGGAGCGCCAUCGCCCAGCGCUGAGCGCCGUGCGUCAUUCCAUGGGCGCCGUUACAGCCAUGUCGCAGUGCCGCGUAUAUCAGACGGCCCCGAGCAAAUGCCACCGAUAACCACGUCUCCUACCCCCGCACGGCGUCCCUCCGCUUUCGAUACUGCAGAGGGCGAAGACACGGCCAAGCUGUCGGCAGGAGAGACGCUGUCGUACUGGCUGCGCUCGCUCAUCCUCACUCUAAUUACGCGCAUGACGACUGAGGCGCUGCCCAGCCUGCCGCGUCUCAGCCCAGCGGGCGCAAAGCAGCUCGCAACGGAUCUGGAGUACCUCUGUAGCAUCCUGGACGUCCUCAACGUCGAUCCGAACGAUGGCGGGCUUCUAUCAUGGAAGCAAGCGGCGAGCUUGAGCGAUGAGGAUGGAAAAGCACUCGCGGCUAAGACUUCGGCAGGAGCGGGCGCGAAGACAACGACGGAAGCCGCAGUGGACAGAUCGCUCAGAGAUUCACGGCCAUUUGCAAUCAUGGCAAAGCUGCGAGGGUUUGGUCGUGUAAUAUAAUUAAUAUCUUGC